Molecule: messenger RNA, 2259 nt
Organism: Chelmon rostratus (copperband butterflyfish)
Lineage: Eukaryota; Metazoa; Chordata; Actinopteri; Chaetodontiformes; Chaetodontidae
Product: trafficking protein particle complex subunit 5-like
Exons: 3
Coding region: 59-625 (188 amino acids)
Biological process (GO): endoplasmic reticulum to Golgi vesicle-mediated transport
Cellular component (GO): TRAPPIII protein complex; TRAPPI protein complex; TRAPPII protein complex
Source: RefSeq, a predicted model, not a curated record
GAAGAAGUCGAAGAAGAAGACAAGGAAGAACCGUAGUUGACCUAUCUCCAACAAGAAAAUGGACACACGGUUCACUCGCGGGAAAUCCAACAUCUUGGAGCGACCCCUAACCCGACCCAAGACGGAAGUCAGCGUGAGCGCGUUUGCCCUCCUGUUCUCAGAGAUGGUCCAGUACUGUCAGAGCCGCGUGUACUCUGUGUCUGAGCUGCAGACGCGGCUGGCGGACAUGGGCCAGAGUGUGGGAGCCGGCAUGCUGGACGUGCUGGUGCUGAGAGAGAAGAACGGGAAGAGGGAGACUAAGGUGCUCAACAUGCUGCUCUUCAUCAAGGUUAACGUCUGGAAGUCUCUGUUCGGGAAGGAGGCUGACAAACUGGAACAGGCCAACGAUGACGACAAGACUUACUACAUCAUAGAAAAGGAGCCACUUAUCAAUGCGUACAUCUCUGUGCCCAAGGAGAACAGCAGCCUGAACUGCGCUGCCUUCACUGCAGGCAUCGUGGAGGCCAUCCUCACACACAGCGGCUUCCCUGCUAAGGUCACUGCCCACUGGCACAAAGGCACCACGCUAAUGAUCAAGUUUAACGAGUCAGUAAUAGCCAGGGACAAGGCUUUGGAUGGCAGAUAAGGAAGACUCUUGAGAGUUGAGAGGUUAUGUUAGUCCAUGCAGGUUGAGGAUAAUUCACCCAAGUCCAGGCUAGUGUUUGUUCCUGACUGAAUUUUCCUGUGGUAACUGGGCAACUUUAUGGAUGGAUGACUGCACCGUACUGAGCCACGCCGAGAGACGAAAACAUGCAGCUAGUUGGCUCAAUCAAGUUUUUGUGGAUCAUCUCACUCCUGUUAUACCUCAUGAAGUGACACAAAAUUGUUUACUGAAGAUCUUUGAUUUGCAGUUUCAUGUCACAUUUUUACAUCGCAGAUCAUUCAUAGACGAUGAAAAUAUUGGAUAAUACUUUCACCACACUUGUUCAACUGUAAUUCUCUGAUUUAAGCCCAACAGGUCAACAUAUUGUAAUUAAAUAACUGUAAUUAAAUAAUUUCACCUUGGGCUCUGGGAGAUUGUGGUGGCCCAUUUACACUAUUUUUAGACUUUCUGUAGACUAAACAAUGAUUCAGUGAAUCUAAAAAACAGUUUUAUUUGAUAAUGAAAGUAAUGGUCAGGUGCAGCCUCAUAUGGUGAAAGUGAAACCGCUGAAAGGCCUACUUCAUGGUGGCCAACUAAUUAGAGCAUCUGUUGUUUAUAUCAUGUUCAUAAAAAUUGGCGUCACAGUACCUCAAUACAGAAUAUUUCAUUACACAGAGGGAGGUCCAGACUGAUGAGAUUAUUCUCUGUUUCAUUCCAGCUCAUGUCUGUAAAAUAGAUUCGUAAUCAGAGCCGUAGCUAUCAUUGAUGACACUGAGGUCAUAUUCUCACUUUGUUUAUUUCAUCAGAUUUGUUUUGUGUGUGUGUGUUUGAGAGAGAAUUGGGGGCAGUUAUUACCAACAUAGGGGAGUUUACAUUCUGUAUUUAAAUACAAAACUUGAACAUUAAGUUUUUAAAUCAGACUCGACAAGAUAAAGAGAGAUGGAGGCAGCAAAAUAACGGAUACAUCAAGGCUUCAGCAUUUCAGGAUUUCAUUCCUGGCAGCAUUGAGAAGGAUUUGAAACAAAUCCUUUGCAAAAUAAAUAAAAUGUAAACAUUUCAAAUGGUGAAUGAAAUCCAGAACAUUUUGGUUUUCCAGUCAGAACGAUGUGAGGGUGGGGCAUCCUGGUGACCAGGUGGUUAAGAUGUGUUACCAUGUAACUUAAAAAUGUUUGGAAAAUAUGCUUAUUACCACAUUCAUGUCUGUACAGUAAUUAUGAAGCUACAGCAGCCAAUUAGCAUAGCUUAGCAUAAUGACCUAGCGCUGUCCAAAUGUAACAAAACCUCUGAUUGUCGCUAAUUAACAUGUUAAAUACUGGUUGCUUUGUAUGGUAGUUUGUAUCCAUACGAAACAAAGUGUAAAAGUGCAAAAACAGUUUUUAAGGGUUGUAUGCCAGGCUAGAUGUUUCCCUCUGUUUCCAGUCUUUGUGCUAAGCUAGGCUAACUGGUCCUUGGCAGUAGAUUCUUAUUUACCAUACAGACAUGAGAGCGCUGUCAGUCUUCUUUGAUAAUUGUCUUCAACAAAGCAAAUGUCCCAAAAUGGUCAGUUCAUCUACAGCCCUGCUCAUAUUGUUUAUUAUUAUUUAUGGCACCGUUUAUUUGUCUGUUGGAUAAAACCGUAAUAAAACAAUGUGAAAUGU